GAGGUGGCAGUAGCGAUUCACAGGGAGUAUAAACAGGGCGAGCUAACGAGCUAACAUUAGCCAAGGGGGAGUCGUUGUUUCUGGUGUAUAAACAAGAAGAUAAAACCAGCCGCAGCAACGUUUCUAGCUACGCGCGGUGGCGUUACCGUCACAGACCAAAAAUGCAGUCUGUGAUAAAACAAAACCUCCAUUCGGAGACCGAAGGAGACAUCAACAAACUCAUCAACCUGAAGCUCACUGCCUCCUACACCUACCUUUCUCUGGGGAUGUUUUUUGACAGGGAUGAUAUUGCCUUGCCAAAGUUCUCCACCUUUUUCCUGGAGCGCUCGGUGAAAGAGAGGGAACAAGCUGAGAAGCUGCUGGAAUAUCAGAACAUGAGAGGAGGUCGGAUUUUGCUUCAGACUAUCGCUAAACCAACUAGAGAGGAUUGGAGGGGUGGUUUGGAUGCAAUGUCUUUUUCCCUGGACUACCAGAAGUCCUUGAACACAUGUAUCCUUGAUGUGCACCGCAGAGCUGGCACCCACACUGACCCUCACCUGUGUGACUUCCUCGAGGAGCACUUCCUCACUGACAGCCACGAUACCAUCAAGAAGCUGGGCGACUACGUUGGCAGUCUUGGCCGCAUCACUGCUUCUGAGACACACGGCCCUAUGGGAGAAUACCUGUUUGACAAACACACCCUGUAAAAGGUCACGGCAGCAAAUGUGACUCAAGCUCCACAUUUAAAAUAAUGCUCAGAGUCAACAGGGCAACAGUCCCUUGCACUGUGCAUUUCUCUCCGUUAAGAAAAUUUGAAAAAAAUAUUCUCACAGUUUACCACGGAUGUCAUUCUUGUACCAGUGGCACAAAAGAAGUUCUCAGCAAAAUAACAGUAAAUACCUCUUUUUCUCUAAAACCAUAGUGAAAGAAAUAAGCCUCAUUGAUAUGGUGCUAAAAAUGGCAAUUUUCCUAAGCUGUUAAAAUGAGUCAUUUUUUCAUUUGGACCCAGUUAUAUCAUGCGUCAUGCAUUCCAGUGUGUCAGAGGUUUUUUACCUUCACCAAUAUUCUGUUUUAUCUAUACUAUUUUUAGUCUAAAGUAGUGUAAAGAGUUAAAGAUUUGGAAAAUCACUGAAAUUCUGAUUAAAGUAAAAUUAUGCUGA
Molecule: messenger RNA, 1139 nt
Organism: Acanthopagrus latus (yellowfin seabream)
Lineage: Eukaryota; Metazoa; Chordata; Actinopteri; Spariformes; Sparidae
Exons: 5
Coding region: 162-686 (174 amino acids)
Biological process (GO): intracellular iron ion homeostasis; iron ion transport
Cellular component (GO): cytoplasm
Molecular function (GO): ferric iron binding; ferrous iron binding
Source: RefSeq, a predicted model, not a curated record